Messenger RNA from Trifolium pratense (red clover), 1410 nucleotides. Its product is annotated as NAC transcription factor 29-like. The transcript is spliced from 3 exons. Gene Ontology annotation, molecular function: DNA binding. Bases 245 to 1084 code for a protein of 279 amino acids. The record is from RefSeq and is a predicted model, not a curated record. Gene Ontology annotation, biological process: regulation of DNA-templated transcription. Lineage: Eukaryota; Viridiplantae; Streptophyta; Magnoliopsida; Fabales; Fabaceae.
AUAUUAACCAAUCAAAUAAAAAGUCAUCAUAUUAACCAAUCAAAUCCAUGCAACACAUCACAAACGACAAAAAACCUCAAAGAUAAAAGUGGCAUCAAUCUCUUUGCAAACAUUUCAAACACCUUGAUUUCUCUUCAACCCCUUUCUAGCAACCCUUUUAUCCCUUCAUAUUUUUCCAAGAAAAAUAGCCAAGAAAAUUAUUAUUUUAUAGUAUCUUAUUUUUUUUUCUUUACUUUUUAGUUUAAUGGAAAGUAGAACUUGCUCUGAACUCCCACCUGGAUUUAGGUUUCAUCCAACUGAUGAAGAAUUAAUUGUUUACUACCUUUGUAACCAAGCAACAUCACAACCAUGUCCUGCAUCUAUCAUUCCAGAAGUUGAUAUCUAUAAAUUUGAUCCAUGGGAAUUACCAGAUAAAUCAGAUUUUGGAGAAAAUGAAUGGUAUUUUUUUAGUCCAAGAGAGAGAAAAUAUCCAAAUGGGGUUAGACCAAACAGAGCAACUGUUUCUGGGUAUUGGAAAGCAACUGGAACAGAUAAAUCAAUAUUUAGUGGUUCUAACCAUAUUGGGGUUAAGAAAGCUUUGGUUUUUUACAAAGGUAGACCACCAAAGGGAAUAAAAACAGAUUGGAUUAUGCAUGAAUAUAGGUUAAUUGGAUCAAGAAAACAAUCCAAUAGACAAAUUGGAUCCAUGAGGCUAGAUGAUUGGGUGUUAUGUAGAAUCUAUAAGAAGAAAAACAUCACAAAAUCAUUGGAGACAAAUGAGGACUACACAACAAACCAAAUGAAUAUGACACAAACAAAUGAUGAUAGUGAACAAGAAUUGGUGAAAUUUCCAAGGACAUGUUCUCUUACUAAUCUUUUGGAAAUGGAUUAUUUGGGACCAAUAUCACAAAUAUUAUCAGAUGGAUCAUAUAAUUCAACUUUUGAAUUUCAAAUUAAUACUGCACAUGGUGGAUUAAUGGACCCAUUUGUAAAAUCACAAAUGGUUGAAAUGCCUAAAAACAACCCUUAUGAAGGUGAUUUAGAGAAAUACCAUGUGAAACAAAAUAGCAGCCUUGGGAACCAAGUAUUUUAUCAAAGGGAAUAGCAACAAAAAAGUAUAGAAAAUGACAUUAAUGGAUUAUUUAGGUGUGACGAUAAGCAUCACCAAUAUGAUAAUCUUGAAGAUUCUUUGUACAAAUAUAUAUAUUACAUCACCCCAUGAAUGAAUUUUCAGUUAUAUUCAAACUGAUAGGCCCCUCAGAAUAUUAGUGAUACAUUUUUAUAAUACUUUUUUUUUUUUGUUUUAUUGGCUAAUAUUUUAUAAAGGCUUGGACAUAAAAAAAUGUAUUAAUAAUAACAAGUAAGAUAUUUAGGGUUGUAAAUCAAUGUUAUGCCGACAUCAAAUAUAAAUCUAAUAUUAUUUUUCUAGAU